CAAGGGGAAGACAACAAUAGCCCCGAAUGCAGCGAACCAGGAACCAUGGAUCUGAAAUUCACUUCAUCGAGAAAAUACAUUUCUAUCAGUGUACCUUCCAAAUCACAAGCUAUGUCUCCCCAUAUCAAAUCAGUAGAUGAUGUUGUAGUUCUUGGCAUGAAUCUCAGCAAAUUUAGCAAACCUACUCAAUUUUUCAUCUGUGUUUCUGGAGUUUUUAUGUUUUAUCUAAUCUAUGGAUAUUUACAGGAAUUGAUAUUUUCAGUGGAAGGUUUUAAACCUUUUGGUUGGUACCUCACUUUAGUGCAAUUUGGAUUUUAUUCCAUUUUUGGACUAAUAGAAUUGCAGUUGAUUCAGGACAAAAGAAGAAGAAUUCCUGGCAAAACCUACAUGAUAAUAGCAUUUUUGACAGUGGGAACUAUGGGCUUGUCAAAUACCUCUUUAGGAUAUCUGAAUUAUCCUACUCAAGUCAUCUUCAAGUGCUGUAAGCUGAUUCCAGUUAUGAUAGGUGGGGUUUUUAUACAAGGAAAGCGUUACAAUAUUGUAGAUGUGUCUGCUGCCCUAUGUAUGAGCCUUGGAUUAAUAUGGUUUACUUUAGCUGACAGCACAGUUGCACCAAACUUCAACUUGACAGGUGUGAUCCUAAUAUCCCUUGCCCUCUGCGCUGAUGCCGUUAUAGGAAAUGUACAGGAAAAAGCUAUGAAGUUGCACAAUGGUUCUAAUUCAGAAAUGGUUUUGUAUUCCUAUUCAAUAGGUUUUGUGUAUAUUUUAUUUGGAUUAACAUGCACUAGUGGAUUAAGCCCUGCAGUAACAUUUUGCUCAAAGCAUCCAGUUCAGACUUAUGGUUAUGCAUUCCUUUUCUCCCUGACUGGGUAUUUUGGAAUAUCCUUUGUUCUAGCUUUGAUUAAAAUCUUUGGUGCCCUUCUCGCUGUAACAGUAACAACAGGAAGAAAAGCAAUGACCAUUGUGCUUUCUUUUUUGUUCUUUGCAAAGCCAUUCACGUUACAGUACGUGUGGUCAGGCUUACUGGUUGUCCUUGGUAUAUUUCUUAAUGUUUACAGUAAGAAUAUGGACAAAAUCAAACUGCCUUCACUGCUUGGUCUUUGGAAAAAAAGUGUGGAAGAAAGAAAAUCAAGGACGUUGUCACAAACUGUAUAGGCAACGGCUCAUGCCUUGUCUAGACUUUGACUUACUAUUUUAUUGGAACAGUCUUCAACUGAUUCACUUUCCAAAGGGAAUGUUAUUAAAACCAAAGGAGCUGAAGGCAUCUUGUCUGCUUGCAGAUUGCUAUAAAUGCACACUUUUGUGAGCCCUUUCUUCAGAGCACUUGAAUUAUCACAAACAGUUGUUGUAGGCCAUUGUCAGAUGUUUUUAUCAGCAAUGAAGGACAGCAGCUCCUGGCAAACUGCUGAGAAGCUGCACUCAAGUGGGACAAUAGAAGACUAGUCUGGGCAUUUUAAUAAUAUUGGUCAUGUGGCUGAUUUGAGAUUAGUAGUUCUUUGUUAAUUGUCUAGGUGGGGUAGCUUAAAUGUAAUACUGUAUUAAUCACCAACUGGUUGACCAAAU
Messenger RNA from Cinclus cinclus, 1563 nucleotides. It is a transcript of the gene SLC35B3, whose product is annotated as solute carrier family 35 member B3. Gene Ontology annotation, cellular component: Golgi membrane; endoplasmic reticulum membrane. The transcript is spliced from 9 exons. The record is from RefSeq and is a predicted model, not a curated record. Gene Ontology annotation, biological process: transmembrane transport. Lineage: Eukaryota; Metazoa; Chordata; Aves; Passeriformes; Cinclidae. Bases 46 to 1155 code for a protein of 369 amino acids. Gene Ontology annotation, molecular function: 3'-phosphoadenosine 5'-phosphosulfate transmembrane transporter activity.